AUGACCUUGGCUAUUGAUCUUCUUAACCCCUCUGUUGAACACGAGAAGCGCUCUCACAAGCUCAAGAGACUUGUGCAAUCUCCCAACUCUUACUUCAUGGACGUUAAGUGUCCUGGUUGUUUGAACAUCAGCACCGUUUUCAGCCACGCUCAAACUGUCGUUUUGUGCUCCUCUUGCGGUACUGUCUUGUGCCAACCUACUGGUGGUCGUGCUCGCUUGACUGAAGGCUGUUCUUUCCGUAGAAAGGCUAACUAA
Molecule: messenger RNA, 255 nt
Organism: Mucor velutinosus
Lineage: Eukaryota; Fungi; Mucoromycota; Mucoromycetes; Mucorales; Mucoraceae
Exons: 4
Coding region: 1-255 (84 amino acids)
Biological process (GO): translation; ribosomal small subunit assembly
Cellular component (GO): cytosolic small ribosomal subunit; ribosome
Molecular function (GO): RNA binding; structural constituent of ribosome
Source: RefSeq, a predicted model, not a curated record